Molecule: messenger RNA, 1568 nt
Organism: Oryza sativa Japonica Group (Japanese rice)
Lineage: Eukaryota; Viridiplantae; Streptophyta; Magnoliopsida; Poales; Poaceae
Product: metacaspase-6
Biological process (GO): proteolysis
Molecular function (GO): cysteine-type endopeptidase activity
Source: RefSeq, a predicted model, not a curated record
UGGCAUCACUAGCCAAUACAAGAAAGCGCGCGCCCUGGCAGCGACGAUCACCUCGCGCUACCGCACUCAUCACUCAUCAGAGCUCCACCAACCCACCACAAAACUGCCACUCUGCCAGUGCCAACCUAUCGGAACGGCAGCUCGCCGCCCCACCAACCCAAACCGGUGUCCCGGCAGAGUGCACACACCUCGCCGGCUCGCCGGUGCUCACAGCCGCGGUGGCGAUUGAUCGAUCACAUCGCCGGCGACGAACACGACGAUGGGGCGGAAGAGAGCGGUGCUGGUGGGCAUCAACUACGCCGGCACGGAGGGGGAGCUGAAGGGCUGCCUCAACGACGUGGCCCGCAUGCGGCGCUGCCUCGUCGACCGCUUCGGCUUCGACGAGGCCGACAUCCGCGUCCUCGCCGACGCCGACCCGUCCACGCCGCAGCCCACGGGUGCCAACAUCCGGCUCGAGCUCGAGCGGCUCGUCGGCGACGCGCGGCCCGGGGACACCCUCUUCUUCCACUACAGUGGCCACGGCUUGCAGCUGCCGAUCGAGACCGGCGGUGACGACGACGACACCGGCUACGACGAGUGCAUCGUGCCCUGCGACAUGAACCUGAUCAAAGACCAAGAUUUCACGGAGCUCGUGCAGAAAGUCCCGGAUGGCUGCCUGUUCACCAUGGUCUCCGACUCGUGCCACAGCGGCGGGCUCAUCGACAAGACCAAGGAGCAGAUAGGGAGCAGCACGAAGCAGAGCAAGAUCCAGCAACGGGAGAGAGAGUUGCGCCGGCAGCAAGCUCCCUCUCCCGGCACGUGCUCGUGCGCCUCCCUCCUGCAGAUCGCGCUGCGCCAUCUUCCUCGCCGCGGUGGCCAACGGAUCAUCGGUAGCCGCAGCCGCGAUGGCGUGGGAGAGGAUCAACCACCACGCUCGCAGGCAGAGCUGCUGGCCGCCGACGCGACGCGCGCCGGCAUCAAGAACCGGUCGCUGCCGCUCUCGACGUUCGUGGAGAUGCUCAGGGAGAGGACCGGGAAGGACGACGUCGGCGUGGGCUCGAUCCGGACGACGCUGUUCCACCACUUCGGCGACGACGCGAGCCCCAAGAUCAGGCGGCUCGUGAAUGCCAUGCUGGGUCGCAGACACGGCAGCGCCACGGCGAGCGAGGAGCACCCGGAUAAAGCUAAGCCAGAGCGCGUCGACGGCGAGGGCGAGGCGGCGGCGGCGAAGCAAGGGGCGCCGGAGACGAGGCCGUUGCCGCGCAACGGCGUGCUGAUCAGCGGGUGCCAAACCGACGAGACCUCGGCGGACGCCACCACACCGGAGGGCGUGUCGUACGGCGCGCUCAGCGACGCCAUCCAGAGCGUCCUCGCCGAGGAGCGCCGCGGGAAGGUGACCAACAUGGAGCUCGUGCGGAGAGCGCGGGAGCUGCUCGCCAAGCAAGGGUACACUCAGCAGCCUGGACUUUACUGCCGCGACAAGCACGCCAACGUGGCUUUCAUAUGCUAAAAACUUCAUCUCGUGUCAUCUUUAUGCGAUAAAUUUUAUUUCCCCGUGUUAUUUAGUAUCUCUUGGUGCCUUUUUUUUU